Molecule: messenger RNA, 1404 nt
Organism: Cuscuta europaea
Lineage: Eukaryota; Viridiplantae; Streptophyta; Magnoliopsida; Solanales; Convolvulaceae
Source: the annotation of a GenBank genome assembly
CAGCCAUUUAUUUAUUCUUAUUUCCAUCUAGCUCAACUCAUGUGAGCUUACUCGGACUAAUUUCGCCCAUAGCUCUCUCCACCAAGAAUCUAGUCUACUCAGAAUUACAAAAAUCUGAAGUAUUCCGUGCACGAAUCGAUCAUUAACGCAUAAAAGAAAUGAUAUUUUAGCAGUGUCCUGAUUCCAGGCUGAAAGAGGGAGAGAAGCUUGCGUUAUCAACGCUACCUUCCUUUGGCACCGGCGCUGUUAGCCGGAAUAUAUCAAAUCGCUAUCGGUUUUAUUAGUGUUUUAGAUCACCACUUAUGCAAUAGCAGUCAUUUCCCGAUCACCGAUCUCUUCAAUUCCGUCUGAUUCCCGAAAACGAGAUAACAAUUAGGCCCAAUGGGACAAGCUUUCCGCAAGCUCUUCGACACCUUCUUCUGCAACAGCGAGAUGAGGGUUGUAAUGCUAGGGCUUGAUGCAGCUGGAAAAACUACUAUACUCUAUAAGCUACACAUAGGAGAAGUUCUAUCAACAGUUCCCACCAUUGGUUUCAAUGUGGAAAAGGUGCAGUAUAAGAAUGUGAUUUUCACUGUCUGGGAUGUUGGUGGACAAGAGAAGUUACGGCCUCUCUGGAGGCAUUACUUCAACAAUACAGAUGGACUGAUAUAUGUUGUUGACUCUUUGGACCGAGAGAGGAUUGGAAGGGCCAAAGAAGAGUUUCAGGCCAUUAUCAAAGAUCCUUUUAUGCUUAAUGCAGUAAUUUUAGUUUUUGCGAACAAACAGGACAUGGAUCUGGCAUCAGGGAAGAUGAUUGGCAGUGCUAGAGAGGAGGAUGGCCUCUAUAUUUUUGAUGAAGGAACACAAUUGAAUAAACAAGAAAGGGGCGAUGACACCCAUGGAAGUAUGUCAAGGCCUUGGACUGUAUGACCUUAGGAACAGGAAAUGGCAUAUACAAGGGACUUGUGCUUUAAAAGGGGAAGGACUUUACGAGGGUCUUGACUGGUUGUCAAGCACUCUGAAGGAGCACAAAGCUUCUGGCUUCUCCUCAGUAGGCGGCGGCACUUCAGCCUUUUGAUUGUUCCAACUCUGUAUGUAAUUUGGCUUUUCUUAUCUGAGAUUUGAUUGAAUAUAGGCUUUUGUUUUGUUUCGUUGUUUGAAGUCGUCAAUUUUAUAUACCACCUUGGGCAGCAGGUUUAAUAGAGGACUUCAAGUCUUCAAUGCUUCCGUGACUACAAAAGAGAAAACCCUCUUCUUGUAAUGCUGCAAAACUAAGAUUCGAAUUCUUUGUUGCUCCCAGCAUUCUUAGUAUUGAAUGAAAAUAGAUGUUUAACUAUGGUGUUUUGUAUAUUGGAGGAGAGGCCUUUUUAUUGAUACUUCAAAGUUCAAAUGUGUGUAGAGUUUGGCAGUUGGAUGAACUUUUGC